AUGUUAGAGAGCGGCCCGACAGGAUCUUUGGAGAAUCAGGUGCCAAUGACCAGUGGACUGACGGGCAACUAUGAACACCUCUGUCUACUCACCAUCCGACCUCUGCACACAGCCCUGUUGACUGCUCUUUUCAUGCUUCCCAGUCUGGUAUUUUGCCAGUGGCAUAGAGAUGGUAUGCAAGCAGUAGAUUCCGGUUUCAUUCUUCUUCGCUCCAUUGUUGCCGCGGCUUGGGCGUCCUUCCUCUUUGGCUGGCAUGUUCAUGAAAAGGCUGUUCUUAUGAUAACUCUUCCAUUAACAUUUUUAGCUGUGGCUUCACGACGACUUCGGGGAAUCGCCUUUUAUGUCAACACCGUUGCUCACUUUAGCCUCCUUCCAUUGAUAUUUACUCCAAAUGAACAACCCAUUGUUCUGUCUUCUUACCUACUCUACACACUAACUCAAUAUCUCCUGUUGGGACGCUCGUCAAAUCCAGUUACUGGCGGUCUUCUGUCUACUCUCUGGCCUGAAUUGACUAGUCUCGCUCGAAUCCACCUUCUUGGCUUGAUCCCUCUUCUAGCUGUUAAUCGAAUCCUUCUUCCUCGUGUGUAUCCACACUUAGAAUUUCUGCCCCUAAUGCUGACCUCGGUGUACUGCGCUGUAGGCCUGUUGGUGGCAUUCCUCGUCUACAUAUGGAUCAACUUUGUGUGGUUCUGGAGAGAGAAGCAAGCCGAGGUGGAGGAUGAAGGUGAGAAUCAAUUCUAUCAAGCAAAAGAGUCUUUUUUCAAGAAGAACGACUAG
Messenger RNA from Echinococcus granulosus, 777 nucleotides. RefSeq names its product putative dolichyl pyrophosphate Glc1Man9GlcNAc2 alpha-1,3-glucosyltransferase. Bases 1 to 777 code for a protein of 258 amino acids. Gene Ontology annotation, biological process: protein N-linked glycosylation. The transcript is spliced from 5 exons. The record is from RefSeq and is a predicted model, not a curated record. Gene Ontology annotation, molecular function: dolichyl pyrophosphate Glc1Man9GlcNAc2 alpha-1,3-glucosyltransferase activity. Gene Ontology annotation, cellular component: endoplasmic reticulum membrane. Lineage: Eukaryota; Metazoa; Platyhelminthes; Cestoda; Cyclophyllidea; Taeniidae.